UAAGUUUUUGCCAUCACUAGACGCCUACAAAUAAAAUAAAAUAAAAUUAAAUUAAAUUAUAAGGCAAAAUGACCUCAAACAGUAUGCCUGAAGAGAAUUUUGAAGGGGGAGAUUUCAACUUUGAGGACGAUGCCGAUGACGAGCAAUUGGUGGCAAAUUGCAAUUCUGGAAGGAAGCGCCUUUUUAGCAAAGAGUUGCGCUGCAUGAUGUUUGGCUUUGGCGACGAUAAAAAUCCCUACACCGAGACAGUGGAUUUGCUGGAAGAUCUGGUUAUAGAAUACAUAGCAGAGACGACACACCGGGCCAUGGAAAUUGGGCGGACCGGUCGAGUGCAAGUGGAGGAUAUCAUCUUUCUGGUGCGCAAGGAUCAACGCAAAUACGCUAGGGUCAAGGACUUGCUGACGAUGAACGAGGAGCUGAAAAAGGCGCGAAAGGCCUUCGAUGAGAUCAAAUACGUGGGCAACGAGGGAAAACUCAAAUGACACAGGCACAAGAAAACCAAGUCCAGGCAUACCCAAAGCCAGUCCUAGCGUUAAGUUUAGAUUUGAGAUAAAUGGUCUUUAAUACUGUAGCAAUAAAUUAAUCAAAAUAGUCUUCAAUGUCAA
Molecule: messenger RNA, 605 nt
Organism: Drosophila obscura
Lineage: Eukaryota; Metazoa; Arthropoda; Insecta; Diptera; Drosophilidae
Gene: Taf13
Product: transcription initiation factor TFIID subunit 13
Exons: 3
Coding region: 69-482 (137 amino acids)
Biological process (GO): transcription by RNA polymerase II
Cellular component (GO): transcription factor TFIID complex
Molecular function (GO): protein heterodimerization activity
Source: RefSeq, a predicted model, not a curated record